AACGGUCUUGUUAUUUACGUCAAACUUUUCGCUAGUGUCGUAUUUAUUUUCGUUUCGUUGCCAAUUAUUGAAGCCCUUAUAGCGUCAUAACUAAUGCUACCAAUCAUAGUUUAGCAAACGCAAAUAAGGUUUUAAAAAGCACGCUCGACAAUAGUGUAAAAUCUUUUGUAAAAAAAAAAUGGCGAUGGAACUGCAACCGUUUCUUCACGAAGUACGAUACGACCAGACCUGGCUCGAACAAGUCCUGCUGCAGCUGGGGGAUAUGUUUGAAAUUCGCAUAGUAUGGAACAGUGACACCGCAGUUUUAACAGGAGCAUUUGCGCUGGCUGGUGGGCUUGUGGGGGGCUAUGCGGGGGGCAGGAUGGGCGCCGCCCUCGGGGCUGGUAUCGGCAGUGCAGCGGGCCUUGGAGUUUCUACAUAUGUAUCUCUCCGAGAAAUCUGGGCCUCAGUGAAACACCAGCUCAAGGAGAUCCUCUUCAUCAUCUUCAACUACCUGCGGCGAAUGGACCCGGUGGAUUACUACCACGCCUUGGAGCUAGUCCUAGCCUGUACAGCUAGUCGGAGGGAACUGGUGAUGACUUUACUGGACUUCAUCGCUUCUAAGUUGGGGAAGGAGGUGCUGUCCAGUAUUACUGCAGCGUAGGACCCCAAGAAUCACAAUAUUUUGUAAAAAUGUUGAGAAGUGUAGAAAAUUUUAGAUUUGUGUUUAACAGUUUCACUGUGGUACCUGUUUAUGUGGAUAGGGCUAAAGUUGCAACAUUGCACUAUUAUUAUUUAGUAGAUACAGUAAAUCCAUCCAACUCAAAGGGAUAAGUUCGCCUUUGUACUAAUGUCGAAUGUUAUUUUUCCUGUUUUGUUUUUAUUUUUGUACAAUAAAGUGUUUUAUUAUUACUACUACUACUACUAUAAGUCCAGUUGUCCAGUGCUACAACUAUGGACAACAAAUUUGACACCUAUUUAAGUAACAAUAGCAAUCUUGUUUUUGGUAUUCGCCCGUCUUCCUUUUAUAUGAAAACAUUUUGUCUCAGACUGGAAUCCGUUUAUAUUCAUUCACACUGGAACAAAUCCUCAAAGUUAAAACUUCAAAGUUACUCGAAUUUGUUUUUGACGAUAAUAUUUGUGAUCUUUUGGACUAUAGUUGUGUGGUUUGACAGUACUGGUUAUUGUUUUCCUAAUAGGUUUUUAUUUUUAUACGCAGGGAAAGGGACUUCUCUGUAAUGACGAUAUUGGUUUAUAAAACCAAUAUGUAUUUUUUUGCAUCUUUAGAUUAUUUACCGGUGACGUAAAGUUUAUUAUUAUUAUCGCUAUAUUUUUAAUAAUGACUAAUAUAAUGUGAAAAUAUUAAAUUAUUAAUUUGUGUAAAAUACUAAACUUGUACAAUAAUAAUUUCAGAUUUAUUUGAAAAUUAAUACAUACUUUAAUGUGCCUUAAAAUUCUUAAUUGUAGGUAUAUACCUAUUUUUGUAUUAUAUAAAAUCUGUAUGUAAAAGCUCAUUGCAUGGACCGAAAAUCAAAUAAGCAUAAAAUAUAAUGUGAUAUUCUCAUAUCACUAUCAGUGUUUAUUGUAGGUAUAAGCAGCUAUUCCAGAUAAUUUUAAAAGUAGAAAAGUUUUAAUGUACUUAUUUUUUAACAUUAUCUUAUCAACCUCAUAGAAAUUGCACACAGCUUUCUUUAAAUGUUUAAUAAUAGCAAUGCUGUCUAAAAAUAUUGCUAGUAUAAAAUAAAACUGACAAAAGCUUUUGAGGUUUAGAAUCUUGUUUUUUUUGACUCAGUCAUAGACUGACUGCUCAAUAAUAUCAGUCAGAUGGUAAAAACAAAUUCAAUCACGGGGCAAAGUGCCUACUCUAGAGCUCUAGGUAGAUUAGAUAAUUGCAACUCCGGUAGUAGUUUUAGCUUAGAAUGUGAUUUAAUGUUUGCUCAACAUACAUAUAAUAGUCUUACUAAUUAAGGCUCACGUCUAAUAGUGAUGGGCUAAGGAGCGCCACUUGCGCGUUCCAGAGUUAGCCAACGGAGUUAACACAUUAUAUAGAGCAGUGUAACCCUGUAGGUAUUAACUCUGAGUUAGGCACUGGUCCCACCGCGAGCUAGUAAGCUAUCGGCUAUAAACACGAACAAAAGAUAAGCACUGCCGUGUAAAUAAAAGAGACACGGCGAUAUUUAUAGU
Molecule: messenger RNA, 2163 nt
Organism: Cydia fagiglandana
Lineage: Eukaryota; Metazoa; Arthropoda; Insecta; Lepidoptera; Tortricidae
Exons: 3
Coding region: 179-643 (154 amino acids)
Source: RefSeq, a predicted model, not a curated record